Harpegnathos saltator (Jerdon's jumping ant) is the source of this 10682-nucleotide messenger RNA. RefSeq names its product RNA-binding protein Nova-1-like protein passilla (gene pasilla). Lineage: Eukaryota; Metazoa; Arthropoda; Insecta; Hymenoptera; Formicidae. The record is from RefSeq and is a predicted model, not a curated record. The transcript is spliced from 6 exons. Gene Ontology annotation, molecular function: RNA binding. The coding region runs from base 545 to 1783 and encodes 412 amino acids.
UCGUUCGUUCGUUCGCUCGCUCGCUCGCUCGCUCGUCCGUCCGUUCGUUCGUAUGUGCGCGCGUACGUUCGUGGCGUGCGUUCCUGCAUCAGUGUCUCCCAUCUGCGAGUAGCAACUCUGUCGUGGUCGCUAUUUACGUGUACAUCCAUUUGUUCAUCCGUUUCGAGAGAGCGAUACGUACGUGGUGCCUCUCCAUUCUCUCUCUCUCUCUCUCGCGGCACCUCAUCCGGACACGACACUUGCCCCCGCGAACGAACAUCGUCUGCUGCUUCCACCACCAUUCGUCUAUUCUCCACCGUUCGCCUUUAUUCGCGCGCGCUUGUCCGUUCUUCUCUUUCCCUCUCUUCCUUUCUCACUUGCUCUCUUUUCCUCUCUCUCUCCCUCUCUCUUGUUCGCCUUCCUGGCCUUCCCCUACCAUCAAUCACGGAGUGUAGUGUUCCGUGUGUAUCUCACCUCCGCCUCCGUGUGCGCCGUCUACCGCCUGUCUCUACUCUGUGGUUGUGUUAGUGUGUGUGUACCGUGCGCGCAACGAGCGAGGAACAAGAUGGCCGCCGACUCAGGAAUGGAGACGUGUCCCUCCCCGGAGAUUGCGGACUCCAGAAAGCGGCCGCUCGACUGCGACGCGGAAAACGGUGCAACCAAGAGGUCGCAUUACGGAUCAGGUGGAGAUGGAACGUAUCACCUCAAAGUAUUGGUACCCGGUGUGGCGGCUGGAGCCAUCAUCGGGAAAGGUGGAGACACAAUUGCUCAACUUCAAAAGGAUACGGGGGCAAGGGUGAAGAUGUCUAAAUCACACGACUUUUAUCCGGGAACUACCGAAAGAGUAUGUUUGAUCACAGGCAGUGUAGAAGCUAUAAUGGCGGUCAUGGAUUUCAUCAUGGAGAAGAUACGCGAGAAACCUGACCUCACAUCAAAAACUACGGUCGAUUUUGACUCUGGUAAAGCCACUGCGGAAAGAGACAAGCAGGUAAAGAUUUUAGUGCCUAAUAGCACUGCAGGGAUGAUAAUAGGAAAGGCCGGGAAUUACAUUAAGCAGAUUAAAGAAGAAUCUGGCUCGUAUGUCCAAAUAAGUCAGAAAGCUAAAGAUCUAUCUCUUCAAGAGCGAUGCAUAACGGUGAUCGGUGAGAAAGAAAAUAAUCGUAAUGCAUUACUCAUGAUCUUAGCGAAAGUGGCAGAUGAUCCACAAAGUGGAACCUGUCUUAAUGUCAGUUACGCGGAUGUAAGUGGUCCCGUUGCCAACUACAAUCCUACAGGCAGCCCGUAUGCUCAAGCCCCCACAAGUACUCCCACGUACACGUCUACAGCCGGUUUGAACACAGUGAGUCUCUUGAAUGGCGCUGGUCUAAGUCUGAAUCUGAAUCUGGGCGCGGCCAUUACAGCGGGUACCGCACCGGUGACGACGCAGUUGUUGGAACAUAUAAAGCUGAAUCUACGUACAACAGGCUUCACCGAGCCUGCCGCUUCGGAGAUACUCGCCGCGAUUGCUACCCUCGCCAAGUACAAUAUCCUUGGGAUGGGGAUCGGCAUGCCGUCGAGUAUGAGUUACUUGGGCAAUCCGAUGGAUAGUACCACGACCGCGAAUGGUUCGAACAACAACGGCGGUGUGUUUGGACCGAUCGGUACUGUGCCCGCGCUCGGAUCGACUUCACCAACGCCGCGCAACACCCUCGAUCGGUACGAGCCGUUCGAUCCGUUCAGACAGAACAACACUGCUGCCAGUGCUAUACACCUGAACAACAAUUCGUUUGGCUUGGGCACUAACCAGUUAUCACUUGAAGACUAAAAUUGAUGAGAUGAUGGCAUGCGAAACAUACGGAUUCCAGCAAGGAGAAAACACGAGAGACAAAGAGAAAGAGAGAAAAAAUAAACGAGAGAUCGAACUUUGUCGACGAUAAGUGAACGAAAGGAGAAAAUGUGCCAGUUAGCGUACACGUUAUAACGUUAUAACGUUAUAACGUGUUAACGACUUUGUGUGUGAGACUCACGAUCCGAGACGAGGAGAAAAUGAAAGAAACAGAAAGAUCGGACGAAGCAGAUUUUCUCGAGCGAAUUGCUAAAAAAGAAAAGAAAAAAAGUGGAAGAUGAGUCUCUUUCUGCGAUUAAUUCCGGUAAGAAUCAAACAGCGACAACAACAACAACAACAACAACCGAAUCAACAGUAAAAGAAAAAAACGAUACGAAAGAUUACACGUGUAGAAGCCAUAACGCGAUCAGCCAGUCUAACAUAAGUAUUCUUCUUAGUGUACGUGGGUUUAAAAUAUCGCCUGUUACAUUUUAGUACCAUAAUAAAAUAGCAUGAUUCGUAGAGAGUUCGUCGGUGGGAGCGUCGUUUUAACGGUGGUUCCAACGGUCGUUUCUCUUCCCCCCCUCGGAAUUCGGGAUAUGCAGUUCUCGCGUUCGACACUUAUCUGUGAACGCAGAAGACGCGAGAGGAAUGUCGCGCGUCUCAUGGGGUCGCGGAUGUUAUCAGACCGAGGAAAAUAAUACGUGUGAUACAUCUUUAAAGAUCCGGCUGUGAGCGAAAUUAACGCGGACGGGAGUGCCACUAAUAAAAUCGCGGAUAAGCGCAAAACGCAUUAUCGGCUGGUUGACCGUUACUUAACGGGGUUUUUGCGUCUCGAUUCACGCAUAGAAAAUAAUCGCAACCCAGCGAAUCAAACGUGCCCCUAACAAAGAGCCGAUGAAAUUAACCGACAAAUAAAAAUGCGCUGAAAAAUGUGUGCAAUAUUUUUGCAUUUUGAUUAGCUAAAACUUUAAUCAAAAGCUUUACGCGGCAGUGUGUUACGUAUUAGCGCUCGGAUUUUCGCGAUGUGAGUAUCGCGAAAAUCCGAGCGCUCGGUAUCGAUCUUAGUAUCGACUCGAAACGCGAAGAAAAUCCCGGAAGAAAAGCAAAUUAGAGAGAAGCGAUCGCUGAACCAUUAUUAAAACGACGCCCUUGGCCGAAAUUUCCGGAGUCGCUUUAACGCCGUACGUGUACAUGCGUUUAAGUGCACUAUAGUGUGUGUGUGUGUGUAUAUAUGUAUCUUUAAUUACUAGCAUACCGAAGAGUAUGUAAUAACGACGAAUAACAUCCAAGUACACAGUUCGAGUGUGUGUGCGGACUCGAGUCGCGAGUGAAUCGGUCUCGAUUUCGUUGCGGAUCAAUAUUAACUUCGUUGCAAGCAGACGCGCCGAUAAUCGACAUCAUUAUCCAGCGGAGAGUAAUUGGCGACGGGGUUAUUGUUAUGUGUAAUAGUAUUGAUCUAAAAAGGGACCGCAUUCGAUCUCCCUUCGAGCCUCAACGAUCUCGAUUUCGGAAUAGAGCGGAGUAAAUGUUCUAAAUGCUCUUGCAGUCCUCGUUUAAUCGGUAUAGUUGAGAGAACGAACGGAGAGAACAAUUUCCAUUUAAACAAGAGAAAAACUGAAAGGAAUAUCUUUCAAUCUUGCACUCUUGUAACUGCAAGUUUCGAUGGUUGUCCCGUCGAACGAAUUGGCGUAAGUAAGUGAAUUCGCAUAAGUAACGAUAUUCCGCUCGAGAUCGUGAAAUCCGCAGAGGGAACGAAAAAACGUUCGCACGUAUCGUUGAGGAUUUUUCUGAGACGAAACGGACGAUGUGGUGACGUCCGCACGAACGUGGCAAAGCAGUAUUGGUCGGCCAGUCAAUGUUACCUACGAGUUGUUUAAGAGAAGAGGGCACUUAUUACCGUUUGCAAUUCAAUAGACCGGCAGUCGUCGCUCUUGUUAGUAGAGAAUCUUUUAUUUUUUCACACAAAAAAAGCUUCGUUCUCUUUUCUUUUUUGUACAGUUUAAGAUAUAUUUCGUUCGUUCGUUAAAAGUGAGGGAGGACCGCGGCGUGACGUGUGCGUUAUAUAUUUAUAUAGCUACAUGUACGUAUAUAACGCGUUUACAUAUAUAUUUAUGUAAAAAUUAUAUAUAAUUAUAUAUUAUCUUAUAUAUAUAUAUAAAAUUAUAUAUAUUUAUAUAAUCAUUUUGUUAUAUAUAAUUAUAUAUAAAUGUGUGUACAGCGCGUCGCGUCGCCAGUCGAUAGUUGUACACAAGAAUUACUAGACAUAGAUGUGUAGCUAGUUUCUUAAAUCUCUUACGAAAAAUCGUCAUUACAGGUUCAACGUUUUAAACGACAAAUGAUCCACUCUAUCCGAGACAAAAAAAAAUAUAUAUAUAUAUAAAGAAUCACGUACACGCGCGUCCGUGUAGGCGUGUACGAACUCUACCGUACACGCGUAUACGACGAUUAUCAUGGGAGAUUAUAUGAGAGAGAAAGAGAGAAGAGCGAGAAUCGCGUUCUCGCAGACACAUGGGGGGGAAGGGCGGGGGGGGGAAGGUGUAGUACAGCUUUAGUAGUAAUCAGGGAAUUGUAGGAAUUGCAUUGACUCGCCUCGAUUCGAUUAAAAGUACGACUAUUAUUACAAUAACUAAAUAAAAAAAAGAAGCAACUGAGAAUUCGACACUGGUCGUCGCCGCGCGUAGGGGUGGUGGUGGCUUGUGUGUCACGUUACUUGGCUGUGUGUGCUAGGCUACAUCGUAAAUCAUGUUCCAUCGCGUUCUCAUCGCUCCCACACUCUCGCAUAGGCUCCAUUAAAAAACUAAUGUGUAGGAAAAUAGAGACGAAGAAAACAAAAAAAAAAGAAAAUGAACGAGAGGAAAUGCAAAAAAGAGGCAGAGAAAUAUAAAUAUAUAUGUAUAGAUAGAGUAACGAGACGAGAUUCGCGCUGUUGUUAAUUAUUAUACCAACGAUAAGAGCGAGUAUUUGACUCUCACGUUUUACGCCAGGGGUUAAAAAAGAAAGAAAGAGGUCUUUUCUUCCCUUCCACCCCUUCAAUCCGUAUUUUCCUCUAUCCCAUACCUAUACCUAUACCCAUACCCAUACCCAUACCCAUACCCAUACCCAUCCGCCAUCACUCUUUAGUGCCAUAUCGAAUUUCCCUAUAUCCAUCAGCUACACUUGUUAACGUUUGACAGUAGAACGUGUUGUUAAAGAUGUGUAUAUCUCCCUGCUGGACGCAGGAUCGUUUUUCAAUAAAGUCGAACUGUACGUUUAUUUCUCAUUAUAUUUACCGAAUAUAUCGGAAUAUAUUUACGAAUAUAUUUAUCUUUACGUACGUCUGCUCAGUUUGCGGGAACUGGAAGAAGAGGUGUGUCUUUUGGCGAUAGCCAAGAAAAGGACUGUAACAGCUUGGACUGUAACAGACAAGAUCGUCCGCCGCAAACUGAGAGGAAUGUUAAUUAAUGGAUAUUUUAACGUUAUAACGUUCUUGCGAGUUUCGCGUUUUUCCUGUUUCUUCUUUUUUUCUUUGUUUUUUCUACCUUCACAUGCGUACGUUGUAUCUUGUUCAAGUCUGUCUUACGAUCGGCGAUGAUAAUACCCGAAGAUAACGCAACGAUUUCCGAAGCUGAUAUUCACGUACUGAUAAUUCGACGAUAUAUCUGAUUCGUGAUUAUCCGUCGCGAUCGCUGCCGUAGAAAGAGAAACGUCCGUUAAAUUCGUUAAAGAUAAUAACGUCGGGAGGGCCGCGAGAAAAUUUUUACAAAAUUGCCGUGUAGAUAAAGAAAUCGAUCGAUCGAUCGAUCGAGCACCAAGGCCUAUACCGAUUGUCAAAUGACGAGGAAAAGGCGUGCGAGUUAACUGUUUGCGAUGUAUCGCGAUCGACUAUCGUUUCCGAGAAAAAAUAUUGCAUUUGCACCUUAUUAGGAAUUUUACUUCCCCAAACUGCGUUGGUUUACUGCCACUUUUUUGCAAUCGUUCGCUAUAAUCAAACGUUUGAAUACGAUAGGAAAAUUUAAUAUAGCCGAAAAAAAAAAAUCGGUGUACACCGUAAUAUAUGUAUAUAUACGUAUAUACAUGUAUAUUACGCUAAAACAUGUUACAUUCUAAGGAUGUUGCUAUAGAGACCGCCACUAAAGAAAAAGAAAAGAAGAAUUUAUUUAUUGCAUCGCGCAUGUUGCAUUGAUCGACAAUAGCAGAGGCGAACAGUUAUAUUACAUGUAUAGUUACGAAAGUAUAUAAACUUAUCGCGAAGAUUAUUCACACUCGUUACACAUACAUACACAUACACAUAUAUACACAAACAUACACAGACAUUCAGAAAUCAGACAUCAUCAUUCGAUCGACUCGAUUCGAGACACAUUUCUCAUAUCACGAUCCUCGUUUUCCCUAGUUCAGCAUCAUUCUUACAAAGUAAUGCGCAUCUAAUGAAGGAAAAAAAAAUAUUAGGAAAAAUUUUACGCACGUCGAAAGACGUAACGAGGCGGCGUUACACGUCCGGUAUAGAACAUUCGUUACAAAAUAAUUAAGAGAGAAAGAGAGAGAGUGAAUGAGUGAGUGAGUGAGUGAGUGAGCGAGUGAGCGAGUGAGCGAACGAGUGAGCGAGCGAGCGAGCAAGCGAGAAAGAGCGAUAGAGAGAGAAAGAAAGAAGGUUGUACAAAAAUUGUAUGUAAUGUUAUUUUAUCGGAAGUGAGAAUCUUAGUGUUAGGCUGUUAAUAUGGUAUAUUAUUUUGGGUAAGCGUAUGUAAAAAGAAAAAAACAGCAGAUAAGGACAAAAGACGAAACCGCGCUCGGAACGAGAUCGUUGUUGUUGAGGUAGAAGUAGUACAUUAGCAGCUCGGGGAUUAUAUAAAGGAGACUAAAACCGAUUAAGUAAACUAAUGUAGAGAGACAGAGAGGGCGGGAAAGAAAGAGGAGAGGAAGAGGAAACUAUUGAGUACCUUGUUGAGUAUAAGUAGUCGUAUUGCUAAGUCGUAAGUGCACACAUGGGUGCGCGUGUGCUCUCAUUCAUACACAUGUACACAACUAUCGUUCACGCUACACACAUACCCACACACACACACACACACAUACGGAAAAAAUAUCGGACACACAAACGCGCGAGGAACGAAACAAUACACAGCUACAUGUACACACUGUAUAAUGUCAAAAUUGCAUGUCUACACGCGAAUAGAGAGGUUCCGCAAAAAGAGAAAAAGAGAGUGAGAGAGAGAGAGAGAGAGAGAGAGAGGCAGAGAGAAAGAACGCGCGUUUGCGUCUCACUUUCGACGUUAAGUCUUUACGAGCAUCUCAAUUACGGCGAAUUAUUAGAUCGAGAAUAGCGUUAUCUUCCAUGAUAAUAUAUAGUCGAGAUACAAGAGGGAGAAGGAGAAAUAGAGAGAAAAAGAAAGAAAGAAAGAAAGAGAGCAGCUGGCUGCGAAGGUACCAUAGAGAGAUUUAUUCGUCGCACCGAUGAUGAAUCGCGAUCAAGUAUUGUACCUUACAUUCCUUCGGCUAUAAAGUAAUUUAAGGAAUACAUAUACACAAAAAUACACACGCAUACAUACACGUACAUCAUGCGUUUCACCGAGUUUGUAGUGGAUUAUGCUGCGCACGACUAGGCGAAAGAUUCAUCGUUAUCAUUUUACGUUAGGAUUGUUGUGUACACAUUAUUAAACGUUCGGUUUUUUUCUUGCCGACAACACCUACACACAGAAAUACGUCACAUACACACACAUACACACACAUGCACACAUAUACACACACGAGAACGCAAACGGUGCAUUACGAGCAAUGAGGCAAAAUUGCGUAUUUUUUAAUAUUCUGAGAUGUCUCGUCUCCGUGUGAGAAGGAGAGUGAGAGAAAAAAGAAAAAGGAAGAGAGAGGAAAAAAGGGUAUUGCGAUUCAACUUCGUACUAGACGGAGAGAGCUAAGAUUAUCGAUAUUUACGCUAAGUUAGUAGUAAAAAAAAAAGAAAAAAGUAGUCGUAACUCUUCAGAAGUACGGAUACACUUUUAGACGAGUAAGGAACCGAGAAAGCAGGGAAAAACAUUGUAAUCGGUUGUCGUCGAGAUAAUAAUCGAAGAAUCGACGCGAUUGCAUCCGUGGUAUCGUCGAUUUCGUUCCGCUGAACCGAUCGUUACGGUCAGGAAUAUCUCAUCGCUAAUCAAUACAUGUCAUUAGGAAACAUCAUUCAAAAUCGUUCAAUUAUGUCAUCAUGUGCAAAGAAGAGCGAAAUGUUCCGUAAUGUCAGUGCAAGUCUGCCGAGAUCGCUCUCGAAACGCGAAUCUUCAUCGUUCUUGUUGAAGAAUCGCUCGUCCUCGUCGAGAAUAUUGCUCGUCUUCGUUUCUAUGUUAGAAAGAACGCUGAAACAUCCAAUCGACGAGAGGUGUCAAUUGUACAUACAAUCGUUUGUCAUAAUACAAAUCGUGUCUUACAUCGCGCAAUCUUCGUUCGUACGUAAUCUGUCCGAUCAGUCUAGUCUCAUCUUCGUUUUCUCCUGGAGUCUCCGCCUGAAAACUUUCGGGCUUAUCACUCAAUGUGAAAAUUGUCAAAAGAUUUUUUUAGAGAGCGAUCCAAUGUCCGAGGUGCGAAAUUGCGAAAGAAAAAGAGAGAGAGAGAGAGAGAGAGGGAGAGAGAGAGAAAGCUACUUAUGCUCUACUAAUCGUAUUAGAUAAGAUCGAUUCGUUCAUCGCGACCGACGACACCACGGAUGUCCGCGUAAGAGAAAUAUCUCGUAGAGAUAUGUUCACCGCUUUAAAGCAGAGAUUCAUGUAAAGAAUUUAUUUACAAUGGCGAAAAAGAGAGGAAACGAGACAAUUUGUCAGUAACGUAGGUGAGAGAAACGCGCGACGUCGAGGUACGCAUACGUUCGUACGUAAAGCUCGUAAGGCUUACGGAGAGAAACAAACAAACAAACAAAAGAAGAAAAAGAUUCUCUAUUUAUUGAUUAACGCGGAGCGUUACGCAACGCUUGGUUUUACUUUCGCACUUUCGCUCGUCGAUGAAGUUAACAAGUAAUACCUGCAUCCCGACGUGACCUCUUUGGGCACACCGCUAUAUCUCUGGUUAUUUUUUUUUUUUUUUCAUUUUUUCCCCGUUGCACCGACGAGGUAUAAUUUAGUUCACGGCAUCUCUUUUUCCCGCGCGAAGAGCUAAUCUUUACGAUAUAUUUACUUUACACUCUAACCACAUUUAUUUGCAUCCAUAAAUUGUUAUUCUUUCAUCAUCAAUUUAUUCCAUUCAAUGUUAAAUAAUUAUAUAAAAGUUUAAACAAACAAAAAAAGAGAGAGAGAGAGAGAGAGAGAAGAGAGAAAAAGGAGAAAACAUAAUAUAUUAACUAUUUUCACUCAUGAGAAAGCAUCGUUACCUGUAUGACAAGUGACCAUAAUAAGAGCAUAAUAAACAAUCGCUCAUUAAAUGCAUUCUGUUGUUCUUCAUUUCAUGACCUGGCCACCGUCCAUACAUCCAUCCAUCCAUUUGUCCAUUCAGUGUCGCAAGUAUGAUCAUCAUACGCCAUCGUCUGUCAUUCACCAGGCUCUCGUGUUCCCGUUGAAUCUCUCGCGCUGAAUCUGACACAGUGCCCGCGGUUUCUCGUCAAGAAAGAUUUCUCUCACUGAGAAAGGAAUCCAAAGAAGCGAAAAGUCUCGAAGCGCAAUUGUAAUUUUUGUGGAAAUUGGGAAGGUGUCGCGCGCGCGCGAUUGGAAUAGUGAAGGCGACGAUGGCAAAGGAAAGAACGAGAGAGUGAGGACAGCCUUCCAAAUUUCGACAAAAACUCACGAAGGCGGUAGGCACGAUUGUAAAAGUCGUAGCAUUUAUCGGCAGAAAGGUCGCGACGCUUGUUAUGUAAAUCUCCCCAAUUACCGCCACGCGAUCAUUUCUCAACGGCGGUCCGACCGAUCCUCUAUCCCUGUCGUUUCGAUUCCGAAAGGCAAGAGACAGUAAAGACGGCUGAACCACAAGUCGCCACCCCUUUUUUAACCGAGCGUUAAUUAAUCGACUAACUAAACUAAUCUGAGAUAGAGAUGCACGUCUCUCGUUAUUCCGACAUCUUCAUUGAAGCGAAAGACGCGAUAAACUUCUUCGCGACAUUCCCCCCGCGCGCCUCCGGAAGCUGUAUUGUCCGUCUGUUGCCCACAGCCGUACCCGUUCGCCAGCCAAAGAUCAAUUUUUCUAAGCCACACGUGUGUGCGGCUUUCGAGCCAGACCUCGCUCGUAUCAGAUCGCUCGAUAUCAGUAUUUCGCGCGUGGCAAAAUCGAGUGUGCAAACACGAUUAUCGUUGCGCGCCGCCGAUUCUCCCCGGUGAAAAGUCGACAAGAUUGACGAUAUUAAUCACGGCAGGCAUAUCACAUUGUUCCGCACGUAUCGCACGGAUAUUAUAUUAAUCUCGACUUCUUAUGAAAAAAUAAUUAUAUAUAAAUAUAUUCUUUGUGUGUAUAUAUAUAUAUAUAUAUAUAUAUACACAUGUAUAUAUACCUCAUUAGGGAUAGCGCGUCGUAAUUACGAUUUCAUCGAGUCUCCUGUUUUUGUUUCUCUUUUCCUUCUUGUAUACUUUCUUUUUUCCUUCUUAUUCUUUCAUUUUUACAUUCCUCCGGGUGUACAAACUCAAGCGUAAGGCGAGAUGCCACUCUAACUAGUCAGUAAACGAAGGAUUGUAUUUUUUACGCGACGAAUUAUUUGUAAUAAAAGAAAGAAUUAUAAUUGAGAGAAGUGCAAUGGCGAAGAGAGAGAGAGAGAGAGAGAGAGAGAGAGAGAGAGAGAGAGAAAGAAUGAGAGUGUGUGUGUGUGUGUGUGUGUGAGAGAGAGAGAGAGAGAAAAAGAAAGCGUCGAGUAGACACGGUCUAUUUUGGAUGAAUUUAUUGUCGAGCUUUUGAUAAAAGAAAACGAAAUGUGUAAUGUACUGCAGAAGUAACAAAUAAAAAGCUAUUUUUGUACGAAUAA